Molecule: messenger RNA, 5193 nt
Organism: Schistosoma turkestanicum
Lineage: Eukaryota; Metazoa; Platyhelminthes; Trematoda; Strigeidida; Schistosomatidae
Source: the annotation of a GenBank genome assembly
AUGGAGUAUGACCCUGCUUCACCAACGGACGAGUUAGAAGAUUGUUCUCCGUCGCUUGAUUUAUCUUCUAUUCCAUUACCAAGGCCAAUUAGUGAUGAUAUACCAAAGAGUGUCAGUGAUGUAUGUAAUAUCCCAUUACCACCGACUGACAAGAUAGAAGCUUCUGACAUUCCUCUACCAAACCUCAAUUUAACAAUCGUAAAUGUAGAAGAUAAAGGACCGCCGUUAUAUCCUCGUUUGUCUCCUAAUCUCCAGAAAUCUGACACAAUGGAGUCCUUAGGACCUCUAAAGUUUAGUAUGCGAAAGUCUGCCAAAUCUUUAUCAGGUUCAGAUAUACCUACAGAAUCAUCUGGGAUUUUCGAAUCAUCUAAAGAUGUAAAAGUUGACGAGCCGAAAGUCAUGCCUAAACUGCAAGCGAUGAUGAAAAGGUCAAAACCUUUUCAACUUCCUGUCGGUGUCUUACCCGCAAAAAACAAACUACCAGCUACCGAGGUCAAGACCGAUUUGUUUCUACCAACUAAAGAAAGUGAGACUCUAAGUUCCACUUCAGAUCACACCAAAAAUUUACAGUCACACAUUCAUUCUGUUACAUCUGAAUCCAGUGACCUUCAGUCCGUUGCUUCUGUGGUCAGUGUUGGACAGUUAGUUUCAUCUGGUACAGCUGAGAAGUCCAUGGUAUCUACUAAUAAUUUUGUGAAUAAAGCACAUAUACCUGGAACAAAUUUGUCAUUGAAAAGCUCUCCAAUACCAAACUUAAUGAGUCUAAAUAUUCAACCACUCCAUCACUCCGUUCCGAUUGUCGCUACUCGAAAUUUAAUCCAUGCUCAUGCAACCGACCCUACACUUGUUCAGGCGUCGAUACCCCCGACUGCUGGAAUGCAGUUUGUCAAUCCUCAGAAGUUUAGAUCUGCGCAAAUGAUUGCUACUCCGUUGAUAGCUAAUCCAGCUGUAGCUAAUCAGUCUCAACAAAACGAGGAGACGCCGAAGGGCAAAAAUGGUCGUCGUCGAUCAAGAUCACAUUCCCACAAAUAUCCUAGGUCUCACAGACGCUCUCGUUCCAGAAGGUCCAGUGGACACCGUCACUCACGACGUCGUCACUCGUCCAGCUCGUCAAAUUCGAUGCACCGCUCUAGCCGUACUCGCCACAGAUCGCGGUCGUAUCAGAACUCUAAAGAACGUCAUCAUUCAUCUACUGAUCAUGGUCAUUUUAAAGCUGGUAGAAAAUAUAGUAUUGAUCAUAAGAGAAAAUCAGAAGCUGCUGAAAGCAUGGGAAAACGGGAAUCAAACAGAAAAAAAUUCCCUACUCAUAAAAAAGUUGACCAUAAAGAUUCACGCGUCGUGGAAGAAACAAAGAGAUUUUAUCGUUCAGGCACUCCUGAAAAGAAAGUAUGCGACAAAAGCGAACAUACUUCGUUUGGUAAGAAAAGCAAGAACAGCACUAAAAAUAGUGUUAAUCGGCCUGUCGUCAAAAGCCUUACAGUAAAAGUAGAUUCUGAUGUUAAGCGGGAAUCUGAUGGUGUGCAAUACGUUCAGACGCAGAAAUUGACUUCACGUAUUACUGGUACGCUUGAAGAUGUUUAUCGUAAGACCCAACCAAAAAUGGGUUACAGACAGCAUUCAGAGCAAAGUGAUAGUGAUGAUCCUUCUGAUAUUAGUCCAAAUUCAUCAUCAAACAGCGAAAAUCAAUCUCCUGUUUCUAGAAAGCCUAUUUCCCUGAAGCGUGACCAAUCCAGUAAUAGUAGCCUAACGGGUUCCGACUCAAGUCCGCAUAGAACUAAUCAUUCUGCCGGUGAGGCUAAGCGUCGCCACAGUGAGGAUAUUAAAAGUGAACGACAAGUGAGUAAUAUGAAAUCUCAAAAACGAACGCCACAGUCACUGCACCCAUCCAAAAGUGUGAAUAUAGAUGAAAUACCACUACCAUCUCCACCUAACAAUAUAUCCAGUUCUAUGGAAGUUCAGCCAGCGGAUAGCUACUUCAUGGAAUCGGAGUCGAAUGCAGCGUUGGACACAGCCUGUCCACAUAAUCUAGAAGUUGAUAAUGCUCAGAGCUGUUCUGGGGGUGAGUUUGUCGUCACUGUCAAUGACGUCCUUGAACCCAUCUCAGUUCCUGACUCAUUUUCUCAUAUUGCAAGUGAACGUAGUUCCAUCAUCGAGUCGUCUCAGCAUUUGGAUUUGCAAGGUGUCCAAAAAAUGUGUGAAGUGACUGAUGGUAACCAGUCACAGCCUGCUGGAGACCUGGAUAUGUUAGAUAUCCAGUGCUCUGAAAUGGUUGAACACAUAGACUCUACACCACUUACAGAUGUCAGUACACAAGACCUUAAGCCAUGUGAACCAAAAUAUGACCUGCGGAAACGGAAGAUUAAGCCUCAUAUCCCGAUGUAUUUUCUGUCCAACACUCUCACUACGUAUGAAAGGUUAUCAGAUUAUGACGUUGAUCUGAGCAGCAUAUUUACUUCGUAUCCUGAGGCACCUACUCCGCAAUACAUUCACCUGUUGAACAAUGACUACAGUCUUCUGAGUUCAACCCAUUCAUCGACUCCUAGUAAGUCAACAUACUCGGGAAGUGGUAAGCUUCUUGGGACAUCUGGACUACGUGCCAGUUCGAUACACUAUGAAAUGCGACAGUGGAUUUGUGAUUGCGCCGCUCCUACUCCUGCGGAACUUGACUUAGGCAUACUUUCCUGUGGUCCAGGUUGUAUUAACCGUGCCCUGAAUAUCGAGUGUGGACCACAUUGUGCUGCUGGUGAUUUUUGUAGUAACCGCCAGUUUCAGAUGAGGCUUUAUGCCCCGACCAAACCCUUUUACGCGGGUAAAGACAAAGGGUGGGGACUGAUGACGACGGAUAACGUUAAAAAAGGAUCUUUUGUGAUUGAAUAUGUGGGGGAAGUAAUCGAUUUCUCUGAAUUUCGUCGACGUAUCCGGCGAUACGAACGUCUUGGUCAUGCUCACCACUACUUUAUGGCCGUGGAGUCUGAUAGAUUUAUCGAUGCUGGUGGUAAAGGCAACUGGGCUAGAUUUGUCAAUCACUCAUGCGAACCCAACUGUGUUACACAAAAGUGGAGUGUAGAUGGUGAAAUACGCAUUGGAUUUUUUGCUAAAGAAGAUAUUCCACCUGGUCAGGAAGUAACCAUAGAUUACCAGUUUGUCCAGUAUGGGGUUUCUGAACAAAAAUGUUAUUGCGGAACUCCUUCCUGCUCUGGUAUAAUGGGUGCUACCAGCAAAUAUUUGCAAGAGAAAGUUCGCAUGAAAGACACUACAAUGGUCGAAAGACGCAUUCUUCAGCUCCUUCAAUUAGAUUCUUUCAGAAAUGCAGAUGAUAUAACUCUGCUGUUGCAAGUCAUGGUUCAAGAAUGCCUUACAAGGUACACUCGAUUGCAACUUCUCAACCGUCUUAUUAAAACAGAAAAUGACGCUUGUCUUAAACUCUUUCGACAGUAUAAUGGUCUGGAUAUGUUGGCAGCCUUUAUGUUUGAUGCAGCGCCAAAAGAUUGGGAACUGAAAAAGCAGAUAUUAGUUUGCUUGAAGCACAUUCCUGUUUCCGAACAAAAACAGGUACAGUCAAAUUCACGCCUCAUGGAAAUAGUGGCACAGUGGACUUCCAAUCCUCACCAUUGUCGACCACGUGGUAUCCCUCCAGAAUCGUGGAAGAGUGUUAAUAUUCAUAUGGCAGAUGCUCCAAAUGUUACUUCGAUUACAUUUUCCACUGAUGAACUCCCGAUGGAAUCGAAUUUCGAUUCCGAUGAAACGAAAUCACUUUCCAAAAGUACCAAAGACAAUGAAUCGUCUUCCGUACAAACAGGCGAUAAGAAUAGUGAUUUCGCUGCAUCGCCAUCGAGUUCCGAUUCGUUUAGUUCAUCUUUGAAGGAGAAUUCGUCAUGCAAGUUAAAUCCUUCGACACUUCCAGUUUAUGAAGAAGAAUGUAACGCUGUUACUCAAACGUCUGAUUGUGAUAUUUCCCCUGGAACUCUUGUGGAUAACGAUACUGGUGAAAUUGAAAUCGGAUAUUCAUCUGGAACUAACGAACCAAGCAUCGAUACUGAACUGUGUAAGGGUAAGGUGGCUGAUGAUGAUUGGAUAGUAGAAAUCAAGGCUUUGGCUUGUGAAGUGCUUGGAAAAUGGUCUAAAUUACCAAAAGAAAACUACCGUAUACCUCGACUAGAACGUCAAGAGACCGAGAAAAUGCUUCAUUUAUCAAAUCCCAUUGGUUCUUCGCUUAUCUCUUGGGGGUCAGAAAACAAAGAUGAACAGUCAAUGUUCAGUAAAUCUUGGACUCAAAAUACUAGCAGUAAAUUCCAGCCAAAUAAAACAUUGCGUGAUAAACUGGCUUCGUCUUUUAUUCGAGAGCAGAAUGGUCCAAAAGCAUCCAAUACUCUGUCAUGCUUAUCCAAAGCUGAAAGACGUAUGCUUUUCGAAGCUCAAGUUAAAGCUAGUGAAAAUCAAUGUUCAUCUGAAAACUCUGUGCCUUCUUCGGACGAUUCUAUGCAUGCGAAUCCAUCUAAUGAUGAAAAAGACACAGAUCAUUUUCGUCAGUUACUACUCUGUGCACUUUUAAGCGAGUGCGGUCGAACUGAUACUGCUAUUUCAAAUCUUUUAUCAAACACUGGAGUACAACUGAAAGCCAUGCCUGUUGUUUCUACUUUAUUACAAGCCUUACCUCGCAUGUUGAGUUUAAUGUCAAGUUCAAACGAUUCAGAUCUGGUUACACGCCUAUGUAACGAACUCAAGCGGUAUGCGGAAGAAGACUUAAACUCACUACCUACGGGCUGGAAAUCAGCUGCUGAUUCGAAUGGGCGAUUGUAUUAUUAUAACAAAGAAACCAAUAGUGUUCAAUGGGAGAAGCCAUUAAUAGAUUUGAAGGAAAAAGAUGACAAAAAUACCCUUGCUGAAGAGCAAUAUGGACAGAUUAAAAGACAGUUUACUCAUGAGGUUGGAAAUUACAUUUUACGUCUUCUCAAGCCAUACAGACUACCCAAUUGUUUAACUGGUCGCAUAGAUUCAAACGAGGACUUUUUGCAUAUAACAAAAAAGUUGACGCAUUCAUUCGUAUCAAAGGAACUACAAAGAUCAUCAGUCGCUUCACCGCCAAAUUUCUCAAAUGAACUUCAAGAACGUAUACGUUUAAGUGUCACACGAUACAUGACUUCACGUGGGCCAGUGUACAAACGCAAAACAAAGAUCAAUAAUCCGAGGUGA